Molecule: messenger RNA, 1203 nt
Organism: Mercurialis annua (annual mercury)
Lineage: Eukaryota; Viridiplantae; Streptophyta; Magnoliopsida; Malpighiales; Euphorbiaceae
Exons: 1
Coding region: 127-1002 (291 amino acids)
Source: RefSeq, a predicted model, not a curated record
CCACAUUUUAAAAUUGCAUUGUUCCCUUACCAAAACUACUCAAUUCCAUCACAUAAAUACAUUCAUGUCAUGUUCUCUUAUCAAAUUCUUCCUUAAAUCUUUGUUCGGAUACAAGACAAAGAAUUAAUGGACAUGUCUCAAACUUCCCAACAGAAAUCAGCAGCUAGGUUUCAAAAGGUUUAUGCAAUGUUUACGCAGCCAUUUCAUGUUCUAACAAUCACCCUUUUAAGCAUAUUGCUUCCUCUUUCAUUUCUUCUCUUGGCUCGACUCUCUACUUACACUUAUCUACUAACCUCGGAUCCUACGGAGCCCGAAUUACGCUCUUCUUUUCUCUUCUUUCUUGUGCUACACGGCAACCCAGCAAUUCUGUAUCUUCUUGUUUCAAUCUUUAGUAUAGCCGCUCUUCUUCAUGGCUUGACAGGUAAAUUUAACCUAAUAAACUACGAGUCAUCGCCCGGUGGCGAAUCUAAACGACACCGUUUAUACAGCGCAUGGAUUCUACUAUGCACUCUACAAGUCUGUGUUGGGUUAGGUGUUGAAGGAAGCAUAGCAGCUGGAAUUGGUGGGCAUAGUUUUGAUAUUCAGAAAAGUUUAUUGAGUAAGAUUAUAUUUUUCUUGGGUCUGCAUGAGACUACGCUUUACUGGUCAAGAACUGUGGUUAAACCGGUGGUUGACGAUACAAUUUUCGGGUUUACUAGAGAUGAAAAGCUGGUUCAAAGGGUGUGUAUAGCUAUGAGUUUGGGUGGUUUAUGGUGGUGGAGAUUGAGAGAUGAAGUUGAAUCUCUAGUAAUUGUUGCAGAGAUGAAGAGGGAGAUGUUGAUGGAGGUAGAUAUGGCGGAUUUGCUUGGUUGGUGGCUUUAUUAUUUAACGGUAACAAUUGGUAUGGUGAGAAUUGUUAAAGGAAUAAUGUGGGUGAUGAUGAUUUUGCUUUGUAAAAGGGUAAGAGUUAGGAAUAAUAAUAAUAAUUCUUCUGGUCUUUGUGAGGUUGAUGACAAGGUCUGAAUUACUAUUUUUUAAAGAAAUUAAAUUUCUAUAUUCUUCUAUGAUUUGCAAUUUUAUUAUAUUUUGGUCAAUGGGUAAUGAUGUAUUACUGAUUUUCUAUCUUGUAAUUAAUUAAAUUUGUAUUAGUGAAGUUGUAUUUUGAUUUCUUCAACUGUAUUAAAAAACUUAUAGUCAACUGUACCAAAGUUUUCUUCUUCUUAA